AUGACGAGUAGUAAGUUUAAAUACACGUGGGGUAUAGUUUAUUGUCAAGAGACAGAUCAGAUCCUUCUACUCAACAGAGAAAAACACCCAUGGAUGGGCAGAUGGAAUGGAGUUGGAGGGAAGUUGGAUCAAGAAGAAGACCAAUUGACGUGUAUUAUCAGAGAAACUUGGGAAGAAACUGGUUUACAUUUACCACAAUAUGAGCCUCGUGGUGUGAUGACAUGGAGUGAAAAUGGAAAAGAUCUUGGAGGAAUGUAUCUUUUUACAGCGGCUGUUACUAAGGAAGAUGUUGAACGUUAUCCUACGCCUAAGAAAUUCUGCCACGAAGGAAUAUUAGAUUGGAAGAAUUUGGAUUGGGUUAUGCAUCCAGAUAACUCAGGUGUUGUAGACAAUGUGAAGGUGAUGCUAACAAAUUUGUUCGAAGCUUCUGAGCGAUCCUUAUUUGUUACUAAAUAUUGGGAUGGAAAACUAGCUGGGGUGGACUAUAUGCCUACCGGUCACUAA
Debaryomyces fabryi is the source of this 504-nucleotide messenger RNA. RefSeq lists its product as uncharacterized. Lineage: Eukaryota; Fungi; Ascomycota; Pichiomycetes; Serinales; Debaryomycetaceae. Gene Ontology annotation, molecular function: hydrolase activity. The coding region runs from base 1 to 504 and encodes 167 amino acids. The record is from RefSeq and is a predicted model, not a curated record. The transcript has a single exon.